UCUGACGUUGCUAACCCCAGCAAACAGGAAGACUAGGAGCUGAAAGACAAAAAAAAAACAGCACUGACACCAGUUGACAGCGUUAACCUAAGUAGUGCCUGCUGCCAAAAUGUUUAUGAAGGGGAUGAUCAUGGGAGGCAUCUUCUGCCUGGUGCUGUCCCUCCUGGCUAGUUUCAACCCAAGCACUGAGCACACGACAGAGGAUCACCAUCACCAUCACCUCCAGGCCCCAAGUAAAGAUGAGCUGAAACACUUCUCACAUAGUCAGAUGGAGGAUCUGAGCAAUCAAGUCCGGGUCUAUUGCAUAAUCAUGGUCCAGCCCAAGAUCCUUGUUUACUGGGCUGCGGCUAUACACACCUGGAGCAAACACUGUGAUAAGGCUGUGUUUUACACCUCAGAGGCUUCAAAAGCACUUGAGGCAGUAGAUCUGAAUGAAAAAGAUGACUGGGCAAGGUUACGUAAAGCUUUGACACAUGCGUAUGAGAAUGCCGGAGACCUGCGCUGGUUCUUUGUGGCACAACCCACUACAUUUGCCAUUAUUGAGAACCUCAAAUACCUGCUGCUCACAAAGGAUCCCAAUGAACCCUUUUACUUGGGGAAUGCUGCAAAGUCAGGGGAGCUUGAUUAUGUGGUGUAUGAUAGUGGCAUUGUCCUUAGCUACGAAGCUCUGAAAAGGCUGGUAAACGUGUUCAAGGAUGAAGACAAAUGUCCAGAAAGAGGAGGCAGCCUGUGGAAUGUGGGUGAGGAAAAGCAGCUUGCUAUGUGUCUAAAAUACACAGGUGUGUUUGCAGAGAACGGAGAAGAUAUCCAUGGAAAGGGCCUGUUCAACAGUAAGAGUGUCGAAAGCCUGAUAUCGGACAGCAUGCAGGCCAACCCCACAAAUGUGGUGGAGGGCUGUUGCUCUGAUAUGGCAGUCACAUUCAACGGGAUGUCACCAGAUCAGAUGCAGGUUAUGAUGUUUGGAGUUUACAGACUCCGUCCUUAUGGACACGAUUUUCAUGACCUAUUACUAUUUGACCCUCCUGUGGGCUCAAACAAUGACUAGACUCAUUCCUUAUGGUGGGAUGUGGGAUUUUAAUGUUUUGCUUCUGUGAUGGCAGACCUAACUUUGGGGAGGAGGUUUUCAUAUGUUGAGAAUAAAACUUGAUCCUGGGUGAAAAUCUAAUGUAUAUUUGUACUUUUUGCACUCGGCACAAUCAGAAGCCCAUUACUUUGUGGUGUAGAUAAACAGUAGAUGGAUGUGCCAUCUUUUGAAUGAACAUGGUACGAGAUUAGAUUAUGUAUGUUUUGGUCAUUGUAAUAUUGUUAUGCAUCUUAAAUGUUUGCCUUUUUGUUUCUAAAAUUAUUUAACUGUUGUAAGUGUGUGGUCUGCAUAACCUCAUUAUGACGGGGCUUUGUUCUCAGAGAAUAAAUUACACUGUUUAUUUAAUGAUUAUACUGAAGCACCAAUAAUCAGUACUGAGUCAAAGAUGUAUCAUGAUACUGUCCAGUUCCAUAUGAAGUUUCAUUCUUGCCAUGAUUUGUUGGGUUAUCUUAACAUGUGAACAAUUUACCUUAGAGCUAAAUGGAAAAUAAUACCUCAAUGCUGACUUAUGGGUAAAUUAUAUUUCUUCUGGUACACAUACAAAAGAUUUUUUAAAAUCAGUAUAAGUAAAUUUUUCUGCUGACAUUUCAAAAAUAUGUGAGCAUUAGAGAGGGCUUGUUUUAAAAAGUGAGACUUUGAUAUAAUAAAAAUAGGUUUGUUAACUGUUAGAAGGUGAAAAUAAAGCAGGUAUCUUUCCUGCUGUUGAUCUUAAGCAUACUGCAAAUGACUUUGGUCAAGGGAAAUAUUUGUACAAAUAAAGAACUGCUUUAUUAAGCUCUCUACAUUAUAUAACAAUGAAUGUAUUCUACUGCAGACACACUGGGGCCACUGUUUUAUAUAAGGAUAAUUUGUGACAGUUGUGAGGUACUUUCAUUAUCUACAUUGAUUUGAUGCCAUUUCACACAUGUAUACAUUUUAAAGAGUGAUAUUGGACUUUUUAGUGCCUGAUGUAUCUGACAGGUGUUGUUACUUUUCAGAAUUAUAUUUUACAUUCAUAAAAUAUAAUUCAGUGCUUGACUAUUCAGCUGACUACUGGUGUCUGACAAAUCGCAACAUUAAAGUGUCCAAUAAUACAAUGCAUUGUUAACACUGAAAUAAGUUAAUAAAAUGUUUCUGAGUGUAAAUCCCUGGACACCAA
Molecule: messenger RNA, 2222 nt
Organism: Monopterus albus (swamp eel)
Lineage: Eukaryota; Metazoa; Chordata; Actinopteri; Synbranchiformes; Synbranchidae
Product: C1GALT1-specific chaperone 1-like
Exons: 2
Coding region: 110-1045 (311 amino acids)
Molecular function (GO): N-acetylgalactosaminide beta-1,3-galactosyltransferase activity
Source: RefSeq, a predicted model, not a curated record